Molecule: messenger RNA, 1387 nt
Organism: Erythranthe guttata (spotted monkey flower)
Lineage: Eukaryota; Viridiplantae; Streptophyta; Magnoliopsida; Lamiales; Phrymaceae
Gene: CYCH;1
Product: cyclin H;1
Biological process (GO): regulation of transcription by RNA polymerase II
Molecular function (GO): cyclin-dependent protein serine/threonine kinase regulator activity
Source: RefSeq, a predicted model, not a curated record
UUAGGGGCUAGGGCUUUCUCAAAAUUCAAUUCAAAACUUCACAAGUCCGACAGAAUUACUCGCUGAAGCCGGUCCCAACCCCCAAAUCCUCGAAUUCAUUCACCGGCGACGGAGGCGGCGGAAGUAUUGUUGACGGUGAUUGUUCUUUUUUGUGGACAAGCGGCAGAGAUCAAUGGCGGAUUUUACGACCUCGACUCACAGAUCAAAGUGGAUAUUCACUCCUCAUGAUCUUAAGGAAAAAUACAAGGAUGCUAAUAAACGAGCGAAGCAAGCACUUGAGAUGUAUGGAGCAACUCGGAUGGAAGUAGAUAUUGACGGAUCAUUCAUUUAUGCCGAACCACAAAAUGACGUAAAAGAUAACGCGGAGAAGCAUUCACGCCCUAAAGCACUCAAGACAGAAGAAGAGCAAAUUCUUCGAGCUUUCUAUGAGUUUAAAAUCCAAGAUGUUUGCGAUGCCUUCAAAUUUCCGCGUAAAAUUCAGGCGACUGCUCUUAUUUACUUUAAGAGGUUCUAUUUGCAAUGGUCUGUGAUGGAACAUCAUCCAAAGAUUAUCAUGUUAACCUGCAUAUAUGCUGCUUGUAAGGCAGAGGAGAACCAUGUAUCGGCAGAGGAGCUUGGGAAAGGGAUUGAACAGGAUCAUCAGGUGAUCCUUAAUAAUGAAAUGCUGGUUCUUCAGAGUCUAGGAUUCGACCUUAUUGUUUAUGCACCAUAUCGGGCUCUUCAAGGCUUUAUCGGUGAUAUGGAGGAGAUCUAUGGCGCGAAAAUGGCAGGGCAGACUGAGAUAAUAAAGAAUUUGCACGAAUCUGCAAAACUGGAGGUUGAUAAAAUUAUGCUUACGGAGGCUCCCCUUCUAUUCCCACCAGGUCAGCUAGCAUUGGCAGCUUUACGCAGGUCUUGUGAGGUGCAUAAAGUCAACGACUUCGAGAGAUAUAUUAAAAGCAUGCUCUCACGGCAGCAUCCAGCUCAUGGACUUUCAGAUCUCCACCUUCCGCUUAAUGCAAUUGAUAUUCUGAUAAACAAGCUCGAGACUCCUACGUCAAAAGACGUAAAGCACAUUGAUAGGAAGCUCAAAUCAUGUUUGGAUCCAAGUUCACACGAGAAGAGUAAGAAACGAAAGCACAGGUCAAAGGAGAGUUCGAAUGACGUGUAGUGAUGUCGAAAGCUUGAGCAAAGUGUUGUUUGAUAAGAGGCUAAGGCGUUCAGUUUGCGGUAUUUUGCAUGAAGAGAGAAAUUAUAUCGAAGUUGAAAUAGUGAUUGGAUGCAACUCAAGAGAAAGAAGAAUUAACCCGAUGUUGCAUUUUUCACAUAUGACACUCGUGUAUUUCUUAUGAACAAAUAUUGUACAUUGUCAUCGCCUAAUUAUAGACUAAAAUAGAAUUUCGAACAU